Molecule: messenger RNA, 865 nt
Organism: Mangifera indica (mango)
Lineage: Eukaryota; Viridiplantae; Streptophyta; Magnoliopsida; Sapindales; Anacardiaceae
Product: 50S ribosomal protein L9, chloroplastic
Exons: 6
Coding region: 91-663 (190 amino acids)
Biological process (GO): translation
Cellular component (GO): ribosome; mitochondrion
Molecular function (GO): structural constituent of ribosome
Source: RefSeq, a predicted model, not a curated record
AAAUCGGUUGAGUAAGUGAGUAACAAGACAGUGCAGCAACCAGAUAAGAUUACAUCGUGUGAUAACAGAGAAAUUUUCUGGGUGGUGUAAAUGGCAGUAUCAUCAUCAUCGUCAGCCACUCUUUCGUGGCUUCAUAGCAACAUUAACAAAACAGUGAAGUUGCACGACAGAAAAGCUGUUACGCUGGUUUUGGCUCAAAAGAAAGCCAAAAAAACUCGCAAGAUAAUAUUGAAAGAGGACGUGGAGCAGCUGGGAAGGAAAGGGCAACUAUUGGAUGUGAAGGCAGGAUUUUAUAGGAAUUAUCUUCUGCCAAUGGGCAAGGCUCAGAUUGUCACUGCUGAUCUUCUCAAGGAAAUGAAGCUGGAAGAGGAAAGAAUUGAGGCUGAGAAGAAACGGGUAAAAGAAGAGGCACAACAACUAGCACAAAUUUUUGAGACUGUUGGAGCUUUUAAGGUGAAACGCAAGGGUGGAAAGGGGAAACUGAUUUUUGGAAGUGUUACCUCUCAAGAUCUUGUUGACAUAAUCAAGGCACAGCUUCAAAGGGAUGUAGACAAGAGAAUCAUUUCCCUUCCAGAGAUACGUGAAACAGGAGAAUAUAUUGCAGAAUUGAAGCUUCACCCUGAAGUUACAGCUCGAAUAAGGUUGAAUGUUUUUGCUAACUGAUUACAGGCACACUAAAUACCUUCUCUGUGGAUUUGGUUACAGAGUUGGGAGAUGAAAGAUUGAAUGUAUAAUUUUGUGUAGAGACAUAUAAGUUUGAUUAACCUUAGCAGGUGCAAUUUUAUUAUUCACAAACAAUUUCUUGUAGAAUGUAGCCAACUUAUAGUACUCAUUUUUGCAAGUCCAAAAUCUACUUUUGCUUGAA